AUGUCGAGUAACGUUUUACUACAUAUUAUACUUGCAGUCUUUCUACCACCAGUUUCUGUAUAUGUAACUUCAGGAUGUGGUUCACAACUGUGUUUGAACCUAUUGCUAUGUCUUUUCUUGUUCUUUCCGCAUAUUCAUGCGAUAUACUUAUUUAUUAUUCAGUAUAAAAACGAGGAAAUGAUUGAUUUCAGAAAUAUGUCUGAUGGUAGAACAAGAUACAACCCGAAUGCAACAGAGCGCAGAGGACAAAAUAACAUAAACAGUCCAAACAUUCUAGCAUACACUGUUGUAGAUACGAAUACACAAGAUAGGGGAGAUGAUAGGCCAGAUACAGCUAGCAACUAG
This is a messenger RNA of Nematocida ausubeli, 345 nucleotides long. RefSeq lists its product as uncharacterized. The record is from RefSeq and is a predicted model, not a curated record. The transcript has a single exon. Gene Ontology annotation, cellular component: membrane. Lineage: Eukaryota; Fungi; Microsporidia. The coding region runs from base 1 to 345 and encodes 114 amino acids.